Molecule: messenger RNA, 357 nt
Organism: Pochonia chlamydosporia 170
Lineage: Eukaryota; Fungi; Ascomycota; Sordariomycetes; Hypocreales; Clavicipitaceae
Exons: 1
Coding region: 1-357 (118 amino acids)
Source: RefSeq, a predicted model, not a curated record
AUGAAUCAUACAAUUUCUAGACGAGUGUGUCUCGGGCACGCGAGCAAUUUUUCUCAGCAUCAGUGCGUCGUGGCCAUGACCGGAUCGAUCCUACAUCCCCAUUCCCAUCCCUGUUCCCUAGCCCUAUUCAAAAUCGGAAAUCUCUACAACGCGAAUCGGCGGCCUCACCAUAAACAGAAACCAGGUCCGCCUCGGCACGCCCGUCUGCAAAACAUACAUGGAAUCCUAUCCUCCUGGCCAUCCUGCGGCCCAGGCCCCCAUGCAGCCUUGAGGCCUAUUCGCGCAACCACCCGUGUCAAAAGUGCGAAGCUGCAGACCGCUCCUUUGUUCUUAGGGCGGACUUUUGGGGCGUCAUGA